AUGUUUAUAAUCGGAGAAAACGAAAUCGACGGUGAUAAUUUCACCUCCAGUGUAUCGGAAUCGGAUAUUCAGACGUACCGCAUCCACUCGAUCGAAUCAACGAUCGUGAUCCGUCAGUUACCGUCGCAAGGCAUCUCCUUCAAGCUUUGGCUUCCUGCAACAACACUCGUCACGCUUCUCGAUAACUACCGUCGUGACCCAAACAACAGUCCUCUCACUCGCACACUCUCGAAUUUCUCAUCACCGGUUAACAUCGUCGAGCUCGGAUCUGGAACAAAGAUCGUCGGAAUCGCGGCGGCUGCGACGCUUGGUGGUAACGUCACGGUGUCGUCGAGAAUCUCAAGUUUAACGCCGACGCGAACGGCGAAGUGGUGA
Arabis nemorensis is the source of this 375-nucleotide messenger RNA. NCBI's taxonomy places the organism in Eukaryota, Viridiplantae, Streptophyta, Magnoliopsida, Brassicales, Brassicaceae. The record is from the annotation of a GenBank genome assembly.